Megalops cyprinoides (Indo-Pacific tarpon) is the source of this 4200-nucleotide messenger RNA. RefSeq names its product trafficking protein, kinesin binding 1a (gene trak1a). Gene Ontology annotation, molecular function: GABA receptor binding. The record is from RefSeq and is a predicted model, not a curated record. Gene Ontology annotation, biological process: endosome to lysosome transport; neurogenesis; anterograde axonal transport of mitochondrion. NCBI's taxonomy places the organism in Eukaryota, Metazoa, Chordata, Actinopteri, Elopiformes, Megalopidae. The transcript has 16 exons. Gene Ontology annotation, cellular component: dendrite. Bases 408 to 3056 code for a protein of 882 amino acids.
AGCUGGACGCCGCAGCUCCGCACCACAGCACCUCCGCCUCCGCCCCGCCCCCCGCGGAACCCUGCAGCCUACAGCCAGCAUCCGCUGUUGCCCCCGGCACCAAUGAGGAGCAGUACGUGAGUGAGGCGGUCAGCCUGGAGGACGUGCCCGAUGACAUCAUCUACAGAGAUGUCGGGACCAUCACCGAUGUGUGCAACAGUACUGAUCUCCCAGAGGUGGAAAUCAUCAGUCUUUUGGAAGAGCAGCUGCCCCACUACAGGCUGAGAGCGGACACCAUAUACGGGUAUGACCACGACGAUUGGCUGCACACACCACUCAUCUCGCCGGACGCCAACAUCGACCUCACCACUGAGCAGAUCGAGGAGACCUUGAAGUAUUUCCUUCUAUGUGCUGAACGAGUGGGCCAGAUGACUAAGACUUACAAUGACAUAGAUGCUGUAACACGACUGCUGGAAGAGAAAGAGCGCGACUUGGAGCUGGCUGCCCGUAUUGGCCAAUCACUCUUGAAGAAAAACAAAACUCUCAGCGAGCGAAAUGAAUUUCUGGAGGAGCAGGUGGAGCACAUUCGAGAAGAGGUCUCUCAGCUGCGGCAUGAGCUGUCUAUGAAAGAUGAGCUGCUCCAGUUCUACACCAGUGCAGCGGAGGAGAGCGAGGGAGAGUCCGCUACUUCCACCCCCAUUCGACGGAAUGAAUCAACAUCCUCUGUGCCAAGCUACUUUCCUCUGGACUCCCUGCAGAAGAAGCUCAAAGACCUGGAGGAGGAGAACACUGUCCUGAGAUCAGAGGCCUGUCACCUGGAGACGGAGACCAUCUCCUAUGAGGAGAAGGAGCAGCAGUUGGUGAACGACUGUGUGAAAGAGCUCCGAGAUGCCAACCUGCAGAUCUCGUCCAUCGCAGAGGAGUUGGCAAAGAAGACCGAAGAUGCUUCCCGCCAGCAGGAGGAGAUCACCCACCUCCUGUCCCAGAUCGUGGACCUCCAGAAGAAGUCAAAAUCAUACGCGGUGGAGAAUGAGGAGCUCACUCAACAUUUGGGAGCUGCCAAAGAUGCCCAGCGUCAGCUCACAGCUGAGCUCAGGGAGCUGGAGGAGAAGUACGCAGAGUGUAUGGAGAUGCUCCACGAGGCACAGGAGGAGUUGAAGAACCUGCGCAACAAAACGUUGCCGCUGAGCACUCCCAGGCGCUUCCAUUCGCUCGGCCUCUUCCCCAUGGAUUCUUUAGCUGCAGAGAUUGAGGGUACCAUGAGGAAGGAGCUGCAGAUGGACGAUCCGGAAGUGGCAGAACAGAAGAUGCAUCAUAGGCGCGUGUUUGAGGCGGUGAAGAGCAUCAACCAAACAGUGAGGCAGCGCUCCCUAGGUCCCUCCCCCAUGAACAUCCCAGGAUCCAAUCAGUCGUCUUCACUUAACUCCACCCGCUCCAGCUGCCUGAGCACGCCUCGCUCCAGUUUAUAUGGGAGUGACAUCAGCAACGUUGUCAUAGACAACCGCGCCAACAGCAUUAUCUUGGAGACUGAGUCGCCGGACGGCAGCGUGGACAACUCAGACAAGAAGCCAGGGACGCCGGGCACGCCAGGCUCGCAGGAUCUGGAGAUGGCACUGAGGCGCCUGUCCCUGCGGCGUGAGAACUACCUGAGCGAGCGGCGCUUCUUCGAGGAGGACCGUGAGAGGAAGCUGCGGCAGCUGGCGGACCAGGGGGAGCUGUACAGCGGCAGCCUGACGCCCACCGAGAGUAUCAUGUCGCUGGGGACCCACCUCUCCGGCUUCUCGGGCCUGUCGGGCCUCUCCUUCAGCAGCCGCUCCUACCUGCCCGAGAAGCUGCAGAUCGUCAAGCCGCUGGAAGGCUCGGCCACCCUGCACCACUGGCAGCAGCUGGCCCAGCCCAACCUGGGGGGCAUCCUGGACUCACGGCCGGGCGUGGUCACCAAAGGCUUCAGGCCUCUGGAGCUGGACCUGGAGGAGGUCUACCAGUUCACAGACUUUGAGGAGGACGAGUCAGGUGACCUUUCGUUCCCGAGCCUUUCUACCUCAGCCUCCGCCCCCGCCCCCGCGCGGUGCCGCAGCCGCGCCUCUUCCUCCUCCUCUUCCUCCAGCUGUGUGAACAACAACAGCAGCAGCCACCCGCCGGAAGCUUCCAGGAGCUCCCAGGAGCCGCAGGACACGCAGGCCGGUGGCGAGGAGCUGUCCGUGCAUUAUCCCGGUAAAUGUAUGUCUCACACCAGCUCUACCUACACCUUUACCACCUGCCGCAUCCUCCACCCGUCGGACGAGCUGACCCGAGUCACGCCCAGCCUCAUCGCCGGCCCCAUGGCUGCCUGCGUAAUGACCAGCAGCCUCAAAUCCACCCAGGGGUCCACCCCCUGCACCCCGCGCCGCCUCAGCCUGGCCGAGUCCUUCACCAACCUGCGCGACUCCACCAAGACCAUGAGCACCUCCCUGGGGCUGGUGCGCCUCCUGCAGGAGAGGGGGAUCUCCGCGGCCGUCUAUAACCCGCAGAGCUGGGACCGGGCCGACACCCCAGACGCCCCCUCCACCCCCCGCGGCCCUGACACUUUGCCCUCCACCCCGCCCAACUCGCCCACUAGCCAAUCCCAGACUGCGUCUUCAGCAGCCGCCGCCCCCUUCCAGUUCCACAGCUCCGGCCCACCCUACGACAACUUCCUGGCCUCCCGGCCCGCCAGCUCCAUCCUGCGGGAGGUGCAGGAGGAGGCGCGGAGCCACGCGGACUGCGAGAUUCAGACUGACGUCAGCGUCCACAACCUGCGGCUGGUGGACAAGGUAAAGCGCUUCGGUGUGGCGCGGACAGUGGCGGUCAGCCCCGGGGCUGUGAGCCACGCCUCCAUGCUGGGGCCCCUCAGCGGACUGCGCCGGCCCCAGCCUCUGUUCGGACCCCCCGUGGUAACCAGCGCCAUCGGGGGGCUGCCCGCUCUGAACGCCAGCAUCCGCCGGAACCGCAGCUACCCGGCUAUGGUGGGGGCCAGUAUGGCGAUGAAGGGCCCUGGGCCCCAGAGCUCUGACACGGUCCUGGAACCCAAGCUGCCCAAACAGAGCAGCCUCAAAUGAGGAGUCUGCCCCGCCCUUCUGUGUCACCUCUUAACCCUCCAUGCACAUCCACUGCUUCAGUGACAGAUCAGCUCUGUGCCUCUAAGACACUCUUCUUGUACGAAGCCCCCUCUCUCUCCUACACACACGGAAAAUUCUGUGCAGCACCAUAACAUGUUCUAAGGUAUUUUUGCCCUUGCUGUAAGUUGUUAGACUUGGAGGUGCAUUUGAGGUGAAUAUGCAGCACAUUGUAGCUACACAUCUCUCUGGAACCUUUCUGAGAGUGAGCUCAGAUGUACGCCCUGUGUAAAGCACUUUUAUUCCCAGGCCCAGCCAUGUGGAGAAACAGACGUCGUUUGGUCCCGGUUCUGCAGUGUAGCUCCUCCCUUCUCCUGCCCCCUGUGUGGCCACUCCCGCAUCACUGUGCACUGAUCCUGAGAGCCAAUGAGAAUCAAAACAAGUGUGCCAAUCAGUGCACCUUGCCGAAAACUCACAUUGUGAACUCGUAAGAGUGACGGUUUGAGUGGCAUACAUUUUGUCCAACCUGAAUAUGGGUUCUGGUGAAAAAGGGGUGUGGAUUACAUAGCCACUCCCUGUGAUUCUGUCCCAGUGUCACUCACCCAAAGUUAAAUCCAAAUAUCGAGCGGGAUUGGCCACACUGGAGAUUGGCGCGGAGCCAGGAUGUUUGCAGUGAGUGAAUGUUGUUUGAACGUGAAAACUGAGUCUAUCUUUUUGUGACAGACCAACCUAAUUUAUGUGUGUGUGUGUAUAUAUUAAGUUUCAAGACUUACUAAUGAAGAUAUCAAAGACUUGAAUCAUGUUAACAGUUGAUAAUCAAAACAAGGAUAUUUCCAGCAGAGGAUAUUAGGCUUACGUUCUUGACUUGAAGCCAUCAGAUAGUCUGUGCAAAUACUGAAAUGCCAGUUGCCAAAAGUGUUUGAUGACUGAAUUGUUAGCUUUAAUAACACUGAAAAUGGUGAGUGUAACAGCAGGACUGAAGUGAUGUCACAGUGCCUGGUAAUUUAGUUUAUUUCAUUCUGAUUUGACUGACUUAUGUGCUGUACCUCAGUCCCAGAAUGCAAUGCGCACCUUGCAUUGCUUUUGUUAGUUGUGUUAUGAGAUCACCAACAAAUUCUUUUAACCUAGGUCUAAAUAAAUUCAACAU